Molecule: messenger RNA, 950 nt
Organism: Colletes gigas
Lineage: Eukaryota; Metazoa; Arthropoda; Insecta; Hymenoptera; Colletidae
Gene: Sf3a2
Product: splicing factor 3A subunit 2
Exons: 2
Coding region: 126-950 (274 amino acids)
Biological process (GO): spliceosomal complex assembly
Cellular component (GO): U2 snRNP; U2-type prespliceosome; nucleus
Molecular function (GO): nucleic acid binding; zinc ion binding
Source: RefSeq, a predicted model, not a curated record
UGUUGACGGUUAGUAGGUAACCUAUGCAUGUUUCGUGGAGACGCGUUGCGUGUUUAUAUGAUACAAAAGAAACGUUAAUAUAUUCUACGGUUAAAUAAGUAUAGUAAAUAAAGUAAAAGCCGAAAAUGGAUUUCCAAAAUCGUCCAGGAGGGAAAACUGGAGGCGGUGGUGUUGCUUCUUGGUCAGAGAGCAAUCGAGACAGGAGGGAACGUUUACGACAACUUGCAUUAGAAACUAUUGACCUUAAUAAAGAUCCGUAUUUUAUGAAAAAUCACUUGGGUUCUUACGAAUGUAAAUUGUGUUUGACAUUACAUAAUAACGAGGGUAGUUAUUUAGCCCACACGCAAGGUAAAAAGCAUCAGGCUAACUUGGCUAGAAGAGCCGCUAAGGAAGCUAAAGAAGCACCGCAAACACUUGCCCCUGAAAAACCUCGAGUAGAACCGAAAAAAUUUGUGAAAAUUGGAAGACCUGGUUACAGGGUAACCAAACAACGGGACCCAGAAUCUGGACAACAAAGUUUAUUGUUUCAAGUUGAUUAUCCGGAAGUUGCGGACAAUGUUAUUCCACGACAUAGGUUUAUGUCAGCGUACGAACAAAGAGUUGAACCACCAGAUCGUAAAUGGCAGUACUUAUUGUUUGCUGCGGAACCCUAUGAAACAAUAGCUUUUAAAGUUCCCAGCAGAGAAGUUGAAAAGGCAGAAGGAAAAUUUUGGACACAUUGGAAUAAAGAUACUAAGCAGUUCUUCCUACAGUUUGCAUUUAAGAAUGAAAAACCAUCGGUUGGCAAAGUACCACCACCUCCAGUUCCUUUAAUAAGACCUGGAUUAGGACCACCUAUGGUGCCGGUUCCACCUCCACCAAGGCCUCCUAUGUUUAAUCCAGUACCACCACCACCUGCACUUUUAGCCACAGGCAUGCAAAUACCUCCACCACCACCACACCUAGCAUAG